Molecule: messenger RNA, 950 nt
Organism: Vigna angularis (adzuki bean)
Lineage: Eukaryota; Viridiplantae; Streptophyta; Magnoliopsida; Fabales; Fabaceae
Product: auxin-binding protein ABP19a
Exons: 1
Coding region: 18-644 (208 amino acids)
Cellular component (GO): cell wall
Molecular function (GO): manganese ion binding
Source: RefSeq, a predicted model, not a curated record
UUCAUCGAAAUUCUUAGAUGAAGAUGAUUUACACUCUUUUUCUUUUCGCUCUUCUGUCAUCAGCUUGCCAUGCUUUUGUCAAUGAUUUCUGCGUAGCAAACCUAAAGGGUCCUGAUGGCCCUUCAGGCUACGAGUGCAAGCAACCCAACACAGUGACAGUGGAUGACUUUGUGUUCUCAGGUUUUGUAGCUGGAAACACCUCAGGAAUUUUCAAUGCUGCAGUAACACCUGCAUUUGUGACUGAACUUCCAGGUGUGAACGGUCUUGGUUUAUCUGCAGCACGGUUAGACCUAGCCAAAGGUGGAUUUGUUCCGGUGCACUCACAUACUGCUUCAAGUGAAAUAAUGAUAAUGGUGAAGGGUGAAAUCACUGCAGGGUUCAUAACACCUUCUGCAGCUUAUCAGAAGACACUGAAACCAGGAGAUGUUAUGGUUUUCCCACAAGGACUCUUGCAUUUCCAAGUGAAUUCUGGUAAGGGAAAAGCCACUGCUUUUCUUGCUUUCAGUAAUCCAAGCCCAGGAGCUCAACUACUUGACCUUCUUUUAUUCGGCAACAACUUGCCUUCUGAGUUGAUUUCUCAAACUACUUUGCUUGAUUAUGAACAAGUGAAGAAGCUUAAGGCUCGUUUUGGUGGCAGAGGAUAGGAAUAUUUCUCAUGAGUUCAUCGUUCAUCGUUCCUAUGUUUGUUUUGUUUCUGAUCACAGUCAAUAAUGAUGUUUUGCAUGUAUUUUCCAUUUUGAUGUUGAAGAUUUCAUGAAAUAGGGAGCACGUUGGGAAGUAGGGUUAAGUUAAGAUCUGCUUCAACUUGAUUAGUUUACUUAAUUAUAUCUUCCAUCUGAUAUUGUUUACUUUUGUUAUUCAAGAAUGAUGUCGUAGUAUCACUUGUACCAAGAUGUGUCUUGUGUAGAUGAUUUGCAACUAAGCCAAAUAAUAGUGCAUUUGCAUAUCAA